CGUCGCGCGACCGUCAGUUGUUCCGCACGCGGCGUUGUGAGUGCGUCGGGUAGUGCGUCGCGACGCUCGAUGUGCGAACUGUGAUGACUGUAUUACUAUUAUGAGUGGAAAUUGCAAAAUGGACGAGGGUGGCGGUCGCCGCUGCUCGACCGCCAUCUUCUGCGGUCGCACGGGCCUCCUGGUGCUGAUGACAGGAUACGCGUUCGUGGGGGCCCUCCUCUUCAAGACUCUCGAAGGUGGUAACGACGGUGAUGUCCCAACCCACGUCCAACGAAGCCGCGAAGACUGUCUUCGUGAAUUAUGGCUCAUCACAGAACGUUUGAAUGUUUUGUACGAGAAAAACUGGACGCGAUUGGUAACCGAGCAAUUGAAGAGAUUUGAAAGGGCCGUCGUCGAAGCCGGCAAAGCAGAUGGAGCGGCUAAUCCAGAAGCGCCUCAUUGGACCUUCGGCGGAGCCCUUUUGUAUUCUCUCACGCUGCUCACGACAGUCGGGUAUGGUCGUUUGUCGCCCAGGACCGCACUGGGUAAAAUCGUGGCCGUGGUCUACGCCCUAAUCGGCGUCCCUUUAAUGUUGAUCCUCCUCUCGGCCUUGGGGGCAAUGCUCGCUUCGGGGGCUAAAAAGGCCUACUCAAAAAUCUGCUGCCACCACGACACCGGCCGAAAAAGCCCCUCCGUGGGCUACCACAAGGCGCCUUCCAGUCCUUCAGCCAAACUAUAUUGCAAAACACACGAAGAUUCGGCUUCAAUUCAGAUCGCAUCUUCGCACAGUACCCCCAACCACGUGUGUAAAAGCAGUUACCAGCAUGUAGAACACGGGGAAAUCCCCAAAAGGGCCAUUUUGGCAACAGUACGGUCAAGUCAUUCGAGGGGGCGCUGCAGACAAACUCAAGUGAGACAAAUGUUGACGGACUCCACGGUUUGUCCCACGCAUGGGGGGCAUGGGACCCCGACGAAGAGCUCCCUCAUUGUGGGGGCGACGUCGGAUGUCGACGACGCCGACGAGGGCGACGACAGCGAACACGUGACGUGCAUCCACGACACGCCGUCGCGCGUGCCGCUGAUCUGGCGGCCCGAGUCGCCGCCCCCGUCGCCCCCGCCACCAUCAGUGCCUGCCAGCCUCGUUUUGGUUGUAUUUUUUUCGUACGUGUGCAUGGGGGCUGCCGCUUUCGCCUCCGCCAGCGGCUGGAACUUCCUCGACGCCACUUACUUCUGCUUCAUCGCCCUCUCCACCAUCGGCAUCGGCGACAAAUUGCCCCAAAGUGGGGACACUCACUCGCAAUUGCAACUCCUCGCGUGCUGUUUAUACCUGUUUCUGGGACUCGUCGUCGUCGCGAUGUGCUUCAGUCUAGUGCACGAAGAGAUCUCGACCAAGUGCAAACAUAUCGCCAAUAACAUGGGGCUGUUGAGACACUAGUGACAACUUUUUUACCUUGUAGUGAAUAAAGGAGUUGACUAUGUUG
Tribolium madens (black flour beetle) is the source of this 1460-nucleotide messenger RNA. Its product is annotated as TWiK family of potassium channels protein 7-like. Gene Ontology annotation, cellular component: membrane. Gene Ontology annotation, molecular function: potassium ion leak channel activity. The transcript has 6 exons. The record is from RefSeq and is a predicted model, not a curated record. Lineage: Eukaryota; Metazoa; Arthropoda; Insecta; Coleoptera; Tenebrionidae. Gene Ontology annotation, biological process: stabilization of membrane potential; potassium ion transmembrane transport. Bases 101 to 1414 code for a protein of 437 amino acids.